Molecule: messenger RNA, 5129 nt
Organism: Trichoderma atroviride IMI 206040
Lineage: Eukaryota; Fungi; Ascomycota; Sordariomycetes; Hypocreales; Hypocreaceae
Source: RefSeq, a predicted model, not a curated record
AUGGACGGCCUGGCAGUCGAGCAAUAUCCCCUUACGCGGACGCCGCCGCUCGCAUCGACGGAAUCCAACAUGGCUGGCCUGGCCUCCCAGCAGUCUCCUCGACAGCUAUCAGAGAAGCGAGAGCUGCCUCACCACUCGAUCCUCAGCACGGCCGCCCUGUUGAACCCCAUCAUCGACAAGGAAACAGUUCUGCCGCCGGUGGAGGAUCCCGUGGCGCCACAUGGCCAUCUUCAGUCUCUCUCCCCCACGCCUCGGCUGCCGCCCAUUCAGUCUCGCUCUCAUUCUCCUCGGUCUCUUUCACACCCCCAUUCCAUCUCCCAGUCGCAUCAGUCGCACUCGGUUCCCAAUUCGCAGUCCCAGUCUCCGGUUAUUGGAAAUGCCGUCUCAGCGUCUACAACGCCUCCGCGAGAGCCAACAAUCAACGGGCUCGUCAUGGAUCUUGCGCAAAAGGGCAUCAACAUCAUGUCUGCUAGAUGCACUGCUUUCAAGCGGCUCUCCAUCUCUUCUUCUCUACUCCCGCCUCGCAACAAGCACUCAAAACGAGAGAAACCAAGUCACCAAAACCCCCAAAUCUGGCUGCAAACACCCGAGGCGCAAUUGGGUUUCCUGCUCGCAGUGGGGCCUGCCAGUGGCCGCCGGAUGGCCUCGUUGUGCUGUUUUUGCUACUUUGGUGGUACUUGGUGCUCCCGUCAUGUCUCGCGCUUGGGAGGUACCGCUCCUCUCCAAAGACAUUCCAACGGCCACAUCAAGCAUUCACCUGACGACAACGAAGCAGAAAGUGAGCUUAGUGAGCCGGACAGCAACGUUCGUUCGCCAUCAGGAGUGCGUUCCCACGAAUCGAAAGCCUCCAUUGUCGUCAAGGACACAACUAACGGUGAUCAAAAGAUCUCGCAUGAGCGUACCAUCUCCGACAACGAGGACGAGACCAUGAUAGGCAUUCAGCAUGAGCCUGUAGUGUCUCAUUAUCCCAAGCGCAAAAGAAACUCAGUCUUCACCGAUCUUAGUGAGAGCAAGAUGGAGCUCCCCAAUGGCGCAGACGGAUCCAGGACUUCAGUGCCUGGCCAGAGUUUCAAGCCCAAGUCGUCACGGCAGAGUCUGGGAACCGUCAGAGGUGUUUUACUGGGCCACUGGCGAGACUCUCCAAUUCCGAACCCCGAAGGCCGCCACGCUGUCAUUGGCUUUAUAGACGUGCGCGACCGAUUGCGUACUCGAAUUCAGCCGUAUACCGUCAUCAACGAGCCCGUCAGCAACGACUAUCCCAUGCCCCCUGGGCCCGGUGGUAGCUGGGUUACUUUCGAAAGAGUCGUCUUUUCUAAGCAUCUGGUCGGCCUGGAUCACUUCCAAGUUAAGGAGUAUGUGAGGCUGCGAACGGAUUCUCAAGACGAAUCUGAGGAGGAACGCGAGGCUGCUGAACAUGCGGCUGUCAAUCAGGCGAUUCGCCGAGUCAAGGAGAACCCUGCAUACGACAAUCCAGCCACUCAACCUGCCAUAGCUCAUGGCCUGGAGUUGCCCGACUCAGCAUCCAGUCCCGGACGGCCAGAGUCCAAGAGGAGGCGCGUGAGUGGUGGGUUUGCUUCCAUCAAUCCCGGUGGCAGCAAUAGCCCGCCGGAGCGUUCGCCCUUGCUGCCAUCGCAGCCCGCGCUGCAACCCCGGCCACCCCAUGUCCCGAAACUGCAUGGCCCGCUUCCAGGUACUAGACCCACGCGCAUCCUUCUGGGAUUCUGGAAGGGCUCAAGUGAAGAGGAUCCAAGAGACCGCCACGCCGUCUACGGCAUCUUGGGGCAGAAUGACAUGUUUAGAGUAAAAGUAGUCCGUGAAACUCGUGACGGCCGAUUUGUUGACGGCAACUUUCCUACUGGUGCAGGUGCAUUGUGGAUCCAGUAUGAAGAGGUCGAAUUUGAGCCGCAUUUGAAGUCCCUUCAACGAUCUGAGAUUAAAGAAUACUGCCGAGUUCGCCAAUACCAACUGGAUCAGGGCGAAGUGCCAGAAGAACGAGUCAACAACGAAAUUCGAGCCGUUCAUGAAGCGCAGGCCCGCGCCGGCUCGGGCUACAGACACAUUCACCAGGCCAUUGCCCCAUACCACCCUAUAGCUGCUGACGACUCGGAUCUAACGAAUGGCCGGUCAGACGUUGGUGGAGCUCAGCCUGAACUUCGGCAGUCGCGCCGCGGAGAAUCCCGGGCCACUCCUCGACAGUCCUUCAACGAGAACGACAUGCGCCAGACAUCGAGACCCUACGCCGAGCAGGAGCCUUCGCGCCCAGACUCUCGCGCAAUGAAUCGUGUCCACAGCUCCGAUGGAAUGGAGCGUACCAAUGCGCUCGCCCGCCGAGAGAUUGCGCGCGUCGAGGCUGCUCAGGGCCGAGCUGACCGACAUGCCCUGCAUCGAGAACGGGCUGCCGCUCUCGUUGCCGACGCUGCUGCUGCCGCCGCCGCCGCAGUCGUCGCCUCUGCGCCAUCUGAUGCGACCAACGGCAGAGCGCCAUUCCACGAGUCUGAGGAUAUGCAGCGCUUGAACAAAGUCUGGGCUCGCCAAGAGAGCCUUCGUCUAAAGGCUGGUGCCGAAGAUGCCAAGAUGUAUGACGGUGUCAAAUAUGAGCGCAAGACGAAUGGGCCCUUUAUAGGCAAGCUUGUCUCGCAAGGAACCAUCAUUAAUAUUGAUGGGGAAGACUACGUAGAAUAUCGCGUUCUUACGAAGCCCUCCUUUUUCUAAAUGGCCGUCUUUUUUUGAUUUCCAUCAAUCUCAACUUAAAAAAAUACCGCAGUUUGGCCCUGCAUGCAGCAUGACAUAACCAGGGACUCGCGCUGACAAAAAGCCUUCCGAAGACAAAUGCGAUACAAUGCGACAUAAUACCGCCUCAGGCGAAAUGACCAUCUUGCUGCAAAAAUGGUGGACUUUAUGAAUCGCACGCCUUUACCUAAUCGAACUGUGAGGUCGAAAAUAGACGAAGCAGAGGUGUUGGAUGAGAAGAGCCUGAUUUCUUACUCUCUUUGAGUUUUGUCACUUGUUCUUUCUUUUAAACUUCCCGUUCUUUCUUCUUUUCUACAUUUACUGUUUGUUAUGUUUUCUGUCUCUUGUCCCUUCGUUUUCAUUUCCUUGUCAAGGGGAGCGAAUAUAUACGUGCCGCCAAGCUAGAUAUACGCACAAAGAGACGCAGCAGCGAGGGAUAACGCGGGCACUCAUGCAUUUACUUUGGCGUUUUUCAGAGAAUGGGGGUGUCAUGCCCAGCAACGGGAUUUUUGUUCGAUUUUUCUUUUUUCCUUUUGAGCUCCCUUCCCUCCGUUCUACAGGGCAUGUCUUUCUUUCCUUUGUCCUUUUCCUUUUCUUGUUAAGAAUCAUGUUUUUCGUUGCGGAAUUGUGUCUUUCUGUUUUGCUCUGAAUACCCUGUCUUUUUUCUUUUUACUUUUUUUUCCUGCGGCUCUGAAAGCUGUAUGAGGGUAAUGAUAUGCGAACUUGGGGCGGGAGCUACGAGCCUGAUAUUAGAGAGAGAGAGCUCACGAUAGAGUUACCUGUGGGCUAGAUUCUCAAGUGUUGAGGGUGCGCUGCUAGGUAGUAAUCUGAUAUGUCAAUAACGAUUGGUUUCUUUUUUCUUCAUAAAUGAAUUUUUGUUACUACGUAGGACGAUGUCUGUAAUUAAGAAAAUUAAAAGAUGAAAGAAAAGAAAAACAUAUUUAUUUUUUUCUAAAACCAUAUGUCCCGUGUCUUGUAUACCGUAAACAUUUUACUUUAUUCUCAUCAUCAUAAAUGCCCUCUUUUCAUCCCUCUUUUGUCCCUUUUUUUCAAUUCCCAUUUAUUCAUUUCUCUUUUAGUUGGCCUCUGUUUCAGCCUCAGCCUUUUCCUCUUCCUUUUCAGGCUCUUCAUAUCCUUCCACCUUCAUGUCCUUCAGACCCAGCUCCUCCUCCUCCUCAUCCGUUCUGGUGUACUUUUCCCUCUUAAUCUUGGGGUCAGGCGCCGGCGGGUCCACUAGCGACUGGACGUAGCUGCUGGCAAAAGGAUCGGUCAAGAUGAUGGUGAAGCGCCUGGUGCCGGCAAUGGCGUCGUCGAGGUUGGCAAAGAACUUGUCCCACUGGGACUUUUCGUCGGCGCGCAGCGAGUCGCCGCCCUCGCCGGCCUGGAAGAUUUGGCUGUGGAGGUCGUUGCGGACCUGGGUGAGGAGGCCCUCGACGGUGGUGAAGCGGCCGCCGAGGGUGCCUGGGUUGACGUGCAGCUCGAGCUCGGGGCACUCGAGGCCGCAGGUCUCGCUCUUGAGGAUGUCGCGGGCGAGGUCGACGACGCCGUCGACCUCGAGGGUGAUUUUCUCGCCGUGCUCGGGGAUCUCGCCGCCGGUCUUGACGUCGUUGGAGCGGUAGCCGCAGGCGUCGCAGACGGUGGACAUGAGGACGACUUGCUUGAAGUGGGGGAUGUCGACCAUCUUCAUGUGCGUCGUGCACGAGUGCAUGCAGCCGGGGCAGGUGGCCGGGAAGCUGUACACCUCGUUGGGGAUGAUGUCGCCGUCGGCGGUUGUGCCCGGCUGGUAGCCCGGGUCGUUGAGCGUGGCGUCGGCGGUGUCGUCGGUGUCGCCAAGGCCGAGGGCCUGGUUCUGCUCGGCCGUCCGGGCGAAUUCGUGCUUCUCCCACUUGCCGACGCCGUCCUUGAGGUCGGGCGCGAUGAAGGAGUUGCCGGCGGGGUCGUCGACGUAGACGCGGAAGGGGAACGACUCGCCCGCCAGCAUGGCCUUUGCCUUGUUGAUGAUCUCGGCGACCUUGUCGAAGAUUUCGGGGGCCUGCUCUUUGCGCGCCUCCUGGCCCAUCUCGAGGUCGUCGACGACGCCCGAGAGCAGGCCCUCGACAUUUGUCAGCUGGCCGCGGCCGGCGGGGAUCUCGAGGUCGAUCUCGAUGAACUUGACGGUCGCGGUGUCGGCCUUGACGACCUGGCGGGAGAAGUCGUCGAGCGCGGUCAGGCGCAGUUCGUAGUGUGUGCCCUUGGGCUGGAUGGUGCCGGCGGGCUGGAUCUCAUUGUUCUGGAGGCCGCAGUGUUCGCAGGCAAAGGACAUGAUGACGACCUCGCGGAAGUAGGGGAUGACGGUAAGGAGAAGUCUUGUUAUGCCUUUCGUGGCAGUUCAUGCACAGCGACUCGAUCUCGUCCACGGG